Molecule: messenger RNA, 2031 nt
Organism: Penicillium coprophilum
Lineage: Eukaryota; Fungi; Ascomycota; Eurotiomycetes; Eurotiales; Aspergillaceae
Product: tRNA lysidine(34) synthetase
Exons: 3
Coding region: 1-2031 (676 amino acids)
Biological process (GO): tRNA processing
Molecular function (GO): ligase activity, forming carbon-nitrogen bonds; ATP binding
Source: RefSeq, a predicted model, not a curated record
AUGGCCGGCAAUAUAUCCAUCUCGCCAUUCCUGUUCCAGCGUUGCUUCCAGCAAGCAUGGUCCGGAUCGCGACGGGCUCGCGUCAAUUAUGGCAGCACUAAAUAUGGAAAGAAACCCGGUGAUAAUGAUUUGCAGCUUCCACGGAGGUUUGGAAUCGCUGUGAGUGGCGGCGCCGACUCUAUGGCUCUGGCAUACUUAUGCAAGCAACUGGAACGUUCUUCUGAUGUUGCUGGAGCCAUUUCUGUCACUGCCUUUGUGGUAGAUCAUCGUGCCCGCCCGGAAAGCACCAUUGAGGCACAAAAGGUUGCUGGCUGGCUUCGUGAUAUGGAUAUCAGAACCCAUAUCCUUAGCUUGGACUGGUCUGAAAUUACUUCAAAUCAAAAUGAGUUGUCUUCGAAAAAGUCCGGAGCAUCAAGUCCACUGCCAUCUGCCUUUGAGACACAUGCUCGACGACUCCGCUUCCAAGCCCUCGGCAUAGCUUGUCAUGAGUUCAAACUUGAAACUUUGCUCCUAGGUCAUCAUCAAGAUGAUAAUGUCGAAACCACCAUUUGGCGGCUCUCCGCCGGGGCAACUGGUUUAGGUCUCGGCGGCAUUCCUGAAGUUGCUCGAAUUCCCGAAUGCCAUGGUCUUUUCGGGGCUUCUGAGAGCUGGUCAACUACAUCAAUCCCGACCAAAUCACCAGCAAAACCCCAACCCAGAGUUCGAUUCGAUAAUCAGAAGAACGGGCUCAUCACUUUCCCCGACCCAAGCACUAGGACAGAUAAGAUCUACUCCAGUCUUACAUCUAAUGUCAAAAUGGCAAGCCCCGGCAUAUUCAUCUGCCGACCUCUACUCUCUUUCACCAAAGCAAGUCUUCUAGAGACCUGCCACAAAAACCAAAUCCCUUACGUCUCCGACCCAACAAAUUUCGACCCAACCCUCACACCCCGGAACGCCAUCCGCAGUCUUCGCACCUCAAACUCUCUACCCCGUGCAUUGGAAUCACAAUCCAUUUUAUCCCUAAUCCGUUCAAGCCAAGAGCUCCUCCAGAGAUCAAACGAGCUCUCGAACUGCCUCCUCUCAUCCCAAUGCCGAAUCCUAGAUUUCAACCCCAAGGCAGGGUCAGCGGUCAUUCAAUUCCUGGAGACAAGCCCGGCAUCCAUGGACCCACAACUGGCAACAUUAUCAGCCUCUCGAACCCGACAGAUCCAAACCAUCGCUCUCCGCCGCAUCACAGAACUACUCUCUCCAUUCCCAGAUAAUCAUUUCUCGCUACGCAGCUACGAGCCACUUGUUUCUAAUGUGUUCACUGAUCUAGAUGGGUCUCAUGGCACAGACGAUCAGAAGAGAAGAAAAGCGUUCACAGUAGCGGGUGUUCUAUUCCAGCGUCUCGCGAACGAAGCCCCCACCCCUGAUAAAUCCCAAGAUACACAUCCCAGUGAUAAUAUUUGGUUGUUAUCUCGACAACCAUUUAUGAGAAACCGUGACCCCGUGAUGCAAAUCAAUGUUUCGCCUAGUGGCAGUUUUACUCCGUGGGUUUUGUGGGACAACCGGUACUGGAUGCGGCUUCGUCUUGUUCCGGUUGACCGUGAUCCCAAUCAAUUAAAGGAUGGACUAAUCAGUCUUCCUCUUACGAUACGUCCGUUCCAUAAAUUUGAUAUGGAACGGAUACGCAAAGAUGCGGUUAGUUCAAGGCCGCAAGAUGCUGCUGCUAAACAAAAAAUGCCCGGGACUUUUGAGCAUGUUAAAGCCCUCUUGUCUGCUGAAGCGCCUGCUCAGCUGCGCUUUACUUUACCUGUGAUAUCACGGGAAGGUAUUUUGUCUAAGCCGGGAAAGCCUCUGGGUCAAAAAGUUUGGCAACAGUUGGCAUUGCCGACUUUGGACUAUCGAUUAUCUGGUCAUUCACACAAUUAUUCCUCUCCCAGUGAGGUGGAACUGAUACACCUACGCUGUCGCUGGAAACUGAAAUGGCAGUGGAUGUACAAAAUGAUUGACACUGAGGCACUACGCCUGAUGGGCUGGCCAGUGGGUAAAGAUACCGAAGACUCUUAG